AUGAAGUGUGCUCAAGGUGUUUUUGUGUUGUUAAAUUUUGCUCGAGUGUGCUUACUGAGAUGGCGCAAUUUUCGAAAGACGCGGUAUGGUAUCGUUCGCCCGUGAUACACUUCAGUCGCGUUGGUGGCUGUAUGCGAUUUGACGUAUUCCGCGCGCGGGGAUGACACUUGUCAGCUUAAUUUAUGAAAUGUCAAACGUUUUACAUGUAAUGCGCGAGUGAACGGUAAACAAAUUAAAGAGUGUAAUUGAUAUUUAUGCAGUGAUUUUUUUUAAGGGUGAAAUGGACUGUUAUUACUCGAAAUUUUAUCCAAGGCGUAAGUGACAGAUGGAAAAUUUACUGCGGUGAUCGUUACGCUCAUGAUGCAUCCGGCUGGGUACUACGCGAAUCUCGCGAGCGGCGCGCUCGCAGCCGGCACCAUUGCGUCUCCGUGGAGCACGGCGGCCGGCGCGCCCGACACCAACGGAUCGGGCGGCGCUGACGCCAAGCACCUCGAUGUCGGCGAAGCCAGCGAUGAUGAAAAGGAUUUAUCGGCGGCGGACGCGGAGGGAGUGUGGUCUCCUGACAUCGAACAGAGUUUCCAGGAGGCACUCGCGAUAUACCCUCCGUGCGGCCGGCGGAAGAUCAUCCUCUCAGAUGAGGGCAAGAUGUACGGACGAAAUGAACUUAUAGCAAGAUAUAUAAAACUUAGGACGGGGAAGACGCGCACAAGGAAACAGGUCUCAUCACACAUACAGGUGCUAGCUAGGCGGAAACUCCGCGAAAUUCAGGCCAAACUCAAAGUGGACGGUGGUGUGAUGAAAGAGAAGGCGAUGCAGUCUAUGAGCACGCUGUCUAGCGCACAGAUAGUGGCGGGAUUGCCGCACCCGGCGUACCAUCACACGCAAUUUUGGCAGCCGGGCUUACAAGCGGGGACGUCACAAGAUGUGAAGCCGUUCCCCAGCGCCGGCUACAAGGGCGUCCCCGGCGUGGGCGGCGUGGGCGUGCCGGGCGGCGCGGACGUGGCGCCGCCGCCGCCGUGGGAGGGCCGCGCCAUCGCCACGCACAAGCUGCGCCUCGUCGAGUUCUCGGCCUUCGUGGAGCACCCGCGGGACCCCGACACGUACCCGCCCAGCGCGACGCCGGCGCAGCACCUGUUCGUGCACAUCGGCGGCUCCGUCACGUACGCCGACCCGCUGCUGGAGUCAGUCGAUGUACAGCAGAUAAACGACAAGUUCCCGGAGAAGAAAGGCGGUUUAAAAGAACUGUAUGAGAAGGGACCUCGAAACGCGUUCUUCUUAGUGAAGUUUUGGGCAGACCUUAAUACUAAUAAUUUAGACGACCCUGGGGCCUUCUAUGGAGUUACGAGUGUUUACGAGAGCAACGAGAACAUGACAAUAACGUGCAGCACGAAGGUGUGCUCGUUCGGGAAGCAGGUCGUGGAGAAGGUGGAGACGGAGUACGCUCGCUUCGAGGGGGGGCGCUUCGUGUACCGCAUACAGAGGUCGCCCAUGUGCGAGUACAUGGUCAACUUCAUACACAAGCUGAAGCACCUCCCGGAGAAGUACAUGAUGAACAGCGUGCUGGAGAACUUCACCAUAUUACAGGUGGUGUCGAACCGAGACACCCAGGAGACGCUGCUGUGCGCCGCCUUCGUGUUCGAGGUGUCCAACAGCGAGCACGGCGCGCAGCACCACAUCUACCGCCUCGUCAAAGACUGAACCAGGAGCGCCCAGCCGUCAGCCAGGGGAACCGCGACCCGACGUGCUGACCCUUUCCUCUUUGAGUUUCCUAAAAGUAUAUUAGUCCGUGACGUCACGCGCGUCCGAAUACACAGUCUGUAAUACCUUUGAUUUUCUGAGUACUUCUAACUUUUCGACCUGAUUUUUAAUCUGUUGCCUUGUCACCCUCCACGUGACACUACAGUUGUAGUUUCUUUCGAGCGGUUCUGUCCGUCGGGUCGUGUGGGGCAGUCGGCAGUCGGUGGUAUCCGAGUGGACCUAACGUACGGAACGUCAGUACCGACUCGUAGGUCUUUGCAAUAUGAGAAGUGUCAAUGUCGCCGGACAAUCGGACAAUGUUAUUAAGUUAAAGAAAUCGUUAUACAUAUUAUAGUGAUGCGAAUCAGCAAAAAUGUGAUCUGAAAAUUACGCUACAAGUAUUUUUGUAAAUGAAAAUUUAUGUAUAGCUCAAUUUUUAAUAUCUAUCAUAGAGUUCUAAUACUUUAUAACCGGAGUCUGAGGGAGAUUAUCGUUUUUAAAUUUUAACUCUAUAUUUAUAUAUUUUUUAACAUUUUCGGUUGUAAAAUGUUUUUCGUCCAAUACUUUCACGGAAUAUCAGUAUCUAUUACCUAAAUGCGUGUAAAAAUAACAUUAUAAGAAAAAAAAUAUAGAUUUGAAUACACACAGUGCCUCUAUAAUUAUGUUACAUUAACAUAAAUGAGCAAAUUUGGUUCUUUCAUUGUGAAAUUGAAUCUAAAUGUAUUAAGGAUCGGACACACCUCCGUGACCGAGUAAAGCGAGUGCGAAAUCAAUCAGACAAGUGUUACGAUUCAAGUUUCAGUCGGUAGUAAAGCUCUGCAAGUCUCUUUUGAGUGAGCCAGUGUAUAUUGUACUCGCACAAAAUAUUUUCACCCGUAGUUGAACGUUAAAAGUAUAAAAGAUCGUUUCUUACUUCUUAUUGC
Molecule: messenger RNA, 2660 nt
Organism: Vanessa tameamea
Lineage: Eukaryota; Metazoa; Arthropoda; Insecta; Lepidoptera; Nymphalidae
Gene: scalloped
Product: transcriptional enhancer factor TEF-1
Exons: 12
Coding region: 358-1698 (446 amino acids)
Biological process (GO): hippo signaling; embryonic organ development; regulation of transcription by RNA polymerase II
Cellular component (GO): transcription regulator complex
Molecular function (GO): DNA-binding transcription factor activity, RNA polymerase II-specific; RNA polymerase II cis-regulatory region sequence-specific DNA binding
Source: RefSeq, a predicted model, not a curated record